AUGGCUAGUUUAAAUUUUUGUGUAUCUUGUAAAUGUUCCCUCGAGCCUCCUAAUGCCAGUUUUUGUUCACAAUGUGGGUCACUGCAGUCUUCAUUGAAAUCAUUGUGCAUGAAUUGUAAAGCACAACUUCCUCCUAAUGCUUUGUAUUGUGUCAGUUGUGGUUUGUUCCAAAUACACCCACAAAACCCAGAUUCUUCUAUGAAACUGUGUAUACACUGCAAAGCUCAAUUACAUCCUAAUGCUACCUUUUGCGAGAAGUGUAGCAAAACUCAAUCUCUAGAAUUUCAAAGAGUUCCAUGUAUACUUUGUAAUCGUUCAUUAAAAUCAAAUACUCAGAAUUGUUCAUUUUGCUCAGCUCCACAAGAUCCAGAAGAAUUUAGCAAGCAAUCUUUCAAAGAGUGCCUUAAAUGUGGAGUUCGUUUGUUGUUUGAGGCACAAAUUUGUCAUAACGGAGAUUGCUUUGCGUAUCAAGGCAUUGAAGGCAAUCCUAUUCUUCCUACACCUAAUGUUACAAUAAAUCUUGAUGUUAAACAAUUGACUGAUGGUAAAGUUGAUCCUUCUGAUGAUCAAAAAUCCAUUCCAGAGCUGCAACCACAACUAAGCGACCAACCAAAAGAAGAGCAGUGUAAAUCUCAGCAAGAUUCAAUGGAUGCUAGUGUCAUUCCAUUAGGGCAAAUAGUUGGUCCACUAAAACGUUCUGGUGAUGAUGAAAAUGAAUCUGAUGACAAGAAGAAAUUAAGAAUGUCUGAUGCAGCAGCUGCUGCUAGUGGAGCUGUUGUGCAGCAAAAAGUUAACACAUAUGGUAUUGAUGAAGAAGGAGAAAUUGAUACUAAGUCACUAGAUGGUGAUCAUCAGGUAGCGACUGUUGAUACUCGAAAAAGGAAACAGGCUGAUCACAAUGACUCACAAGGUUCCUUUACCCCUCCGCUUGCUAAGAAAGUAGAAGAUGACUCACAUAUUACUCGGACACAACAAGAUAGAGAUCCAAAAGAAAUUGAUGUUGAAAGAAAAAGCUUACAGACUAUAAUAUGUGUACAAGCUGAUCCAAAUAAACUGGAGGGCAAUGAUGAAAAGACAAAAGAAAAGGAUGGGCAAGAGAAUCAAUUAGCAGAAAUGACAUUGCCAAACAAACAAGAAAUUAUCACUAAUCAAACAGAUCCAUCAGGAAGCACUGAUGUAUUGGGACUUUCAUCAACUCCUUCAUCUGCUACACCAUCACUGCCAGCCCUUGUUGCUGCUCCUAUUGUCUCAUCUAUUGAUCCUGUUGGUUCUACUUCAUCUGCUUCUGCUUCUCUGUCUCCUAAUCUGUCUCUUGCUACUGUUACUUCAUCUCCAGCUACUUAUACUUUCGUUACUUCAUCUCUUGCUUCGUGGGUUACUUCACCUUCAGAGUCUGUUACUGGUACUCCAUUUCCUAAUUUAUCUCCUGUACUUGCUACUUCAUCUUCAAAUACUACCACUCCAACUCCUAGCUCAUCUAAUUCUGCUCUUGCAUUUACUUUGCCUUUGGCUACUGCUACUUCAUCUCCUACUUCUGCUACUCCAUCUACUAAUUCUUCUCCUACUACCAUUACUCCAUCUCCUAAUGAUGCUGUUACUCCAUCUUAUUCAGCUCUUGCUCUUGUUUCUUCAUCUCCUAAUCCUAUUACUUCAACUUCUGCUGCUGCUACUCCAUCUCCUAAUCCAUCUGAUGCUAGUUCUACUUCAACUCCUCCUACAGCAGAGUCCUCUCUUCCUACCUCUGUUACAAGUCAUAUUAGUAAAUGUCCUUCUGAAUCUGGCAAUGUACCAAGUGAUAUGGCAGAUGUAGUUGUUAGCGACAGACCAAUUGAGCCUGUUGUUGAUCCUCAAGAGCAGACAACACCAGUUAAAAGUGAUAGUCCUAAACCUAAAGCUAAAGGCGGCAAAGGUGAAAAAGUAGGGAAAAAAGAUAAAGCUAAAGUAGAUAAACAAAGAGAUCAGUUUGAAAAGAAACCAGAAGAUUCUGUGAGUAAGCAGAAAGAGCCAAGCAAUCCAGUUCCCAACAUACCCAAGGCUCCCCUCUUUGUUUUGAAUCAGCCUAAAGAAAAGUCAAUGAAAAUAAUAUUUUGUGCUGUAAUUCACUUAGACAGUUGGCACUAUGAGGAAGGAAAGUCUUCUAUUUAUUUAAGAUUUGCUGAAAAAGAACUAGGAGAUUGGAAAACUGACAUUGGCCCCUGUGAUUUAGCAAGAGAUGCUGGAGAAGGCUUUCAUGUAGUCAAAUAUAAGAUGACAGUUGAUUGUGAGUUUAUGAGAAGGCCAAGAAUCGGCUUGUGCUACAAAUAUGUGGUAUAUUCUCCAAAAAUGAUUGCUUUUACUCAUCAAUAUGAAAAACUACAUGGAGCCCCACAUUCCGCAUCUCAUGAAACUAACAGAUUACUAAAGAUUCCUCGGGAUAAAUUGAAACCAGGAGUAAUUUACAGACAUUUUGAUACAAUGAUAUUUCCUGACGCUAAAGUUAAAGAAGAAAUUGGUACUGUUAAGAAAAUGUGGAAUUAUGUGUCCUUUUGGAACAAGAAAGAAUCAGAUGACUUAGACACGAUUACUGUUCCAUCUCCACUUAUUAUGCGUUCAAAAUGUAUGGAAAUUCACUUGGAACCAACAAGAAAAUUGCUUACAUCUGAAAAAUUUAAAGCCAAGUUUACUAUUCAAGAUGGGAUUGAUGGCAUUUUGGGUUUAUUUAAAAAUAUUUAUGUUCAAUUUAUUGAGCAAGGAUUAACUGCUCAGAAAUGGUGUAUUGAUGGACUUAAUCCUGUAACAUGUGAAGUCAUGGUUUGA
This is a messenger RNA of Amphimedon queenslandica, 2796 nucleotides long. RefSeq lists its product as uncharacterized. Lineage: Eukaryota; Metazoa; Porifera; Demospongiae; Haplosclerida; Niphatidae. Bases 1 to 2796 code for a protein of 931 amino acids. The record is from RefSeq and is a predicted model, not a curated record. The transcript has 5 exons.